This is a messenger RNA of Planococcus citri (citrus mealybug), 4931 nucleotides long. RefSeq names its product spindle E (gene spn-E). Lineage: Eukaryota; Metazoa; Arthropoda; Insecta; Hemiptera; Pseudococcidae. Gene Ontology annotation, cellular component: intracellular anatomical structure. Gene Ontology annotation, molecular function: ATP binding; helicase activity; RNA binding. The coding region runs from base 253 to 4707 and encodes 1484 amino acids. The transcript has 23 exons. The record is from RefSeq and is a predicted model, not a curated record.
CUAUUUUUAUUGUUGGCUCUUGGCAUGUAAAAAUAAUAAUUAAUUAAUUAAUUUAGAACUGUCUAGUCAGUUAAAUUCACUUUAAAUAUAAUUAAGUUUGUCCAUUGAGAGUAUACUGAAGAAUCGUGCACGCAUUUUUUGUGCGCGAAAGCCACGUUAUCGGUAUCACUAGUCAGAUAUGCUUCCAUCGUUGAGGAUUUGUAAACGAUCGUAAUUACAUCAAUUGAAAUAAUUCUACGAGCUUGAUCCACCAUGUCAAUCAACUUAUUCGAAGCUUUUUCAAAACCCAAAACUAUAAUCGGGGGACGAGCCAGCGGUAUAAAGCAAGCCGCAGCUCAACCCGUUGUCGAGGUUCCACCACCUCCUCGUUACAGUGGUCGUGAUUAUGUUAAGCACUACAUCAAAAAAGAAGAAGCCUCUUAUCAGCAAAGCGUCAGCAAACAUCCUGAAGAUGAAGAUCGUGCCGGUGACGGAGGAAUGUCUGAAUUAUGCACAGAGACUUGCGGCGUUUCGGAAUACACCACUGAGGAUCAAAAGAGGUUAAAUGUGUACGAUGAUUUCGAUUUCUCUGUCAGAAAUAAAAAUCCGUAUCUUCCGAUUCACGCACAAAAGGAAGAGAUUCUUGCCAAAAUAAACGCGUACAGAGUGAUCAUUGUGAAGGGAGCCACCGGCUGUGGUAAAACAACUCAAGUUCCUCAAUUUAUUUUAAACGAAUGUAAGGAGAGAAAUCAGCAUUGUAAUAUUAUCGUUACGCAACCACGACGUAUUGCUGCUAUAUCAGUGGCUAAACGAGUCUGCGAGGAACAUGGCUGGAAAAUGGGUUCGGUGGUUGGAUAUCAGAUUGGCCAGCAUCGAGAAGUUAGCGAUAAUACGCUGCUUACAUUCUGCACUACUGGAGUUCUUUUGCAGAAAAUAGUCAAAGAAAAAUCUCUCAGCGCUUACACGCAUAUAAUACUCGAUGAAGUUCACGAGAGAGACUCUGAAAUGGAUUUUUUGCUCAUUCUUGUCCGAAAAUACGCGAAUACCAUCUCGAGGAACGUAAAAGUUAUAUUGAUGUCCGCCACAAUAAAUACGGAUACCUUCUCCGAGUAUUUCUACGUCAAGUAUGGUAAUGAGAAAUUCUUUGCGCCCGUUGUUUCGACGUCUGAAAAACCCUCUCACAAUGUGAGAAUAUUCUAUUUGGACGAUUUGCUGGAGAUACCGGAGGCCAACAGCAUGUUACCGGACGGUCCAGAUAUUACCAAAAAAGGAUACAUAACAGCUGUAAAAAUAAUCAAAGCGAUCGAUGCGCUGGAAAAAAAUAUUGCCGAAAAAACGAGAACGAAAGUUAGCCCCGGUGCAGUUCUCGUAUUUCUCCCCGGAUUAUUUGAAAUUGAAGAAAUGAAAAAGGCGCUCGAAGAAUAUCAUUCGGAAACUUACACUUGGUGGACCGUACCUCUUCAUUCAACCAUUACUACCGAAGAGCAAGAUAAAGUGUUCCAUAAUCCACCGGAAAAUCAUAGAAAAAUAGUAUUAUCUACGAAUAUCGCCGAAAGCAGUAUCACAGUUCCUGAUAUUGGAUAUGUCAUCGAUUUCGGUUUAACGAAAGUCGUCGUUACCGAUCAAGAUACCAAUCUGGCUAGUUUACAGUUGAGUUAUGCAUCUAAAAACAGCAUGGUUCAGAGAGCUGGUCGUGCUGGACGUGUUUGCGAAGGACGUGUUUAUAGAUUGCUGAAGAAAGAGACUUACGAAACGGAACUGGAAGAAGAAUCCACUCCGGAAAUGUUACGAUGUCCUUUGGAUCAGUUGGUUUUGAAAGCUAAAUUACUGGAUUCCGGACCUCCCCCUGCUAUAUUCGCUUUAGCUAUGAAUCAGCCCGAUUUAAGAAACAUCGAACAAACGGUGCUAUCUUUGAAAGAACUCGGUGCUUUGACUAUCACCUGUCUCGGAGCCAAACUCGAAUCAGAUGAAUUAUUCCAAGCGAUGCAGACUGAAAAAACUUCUAAAAUAGACGACUUGGACGGCGAUAUGACCAAGUUGGGCUAUGUCGUUGCCAGGUUACCGAUGGACGUACGUUUAGGAAAAUUGAUCUUUUUCGGCGAUCUUUUCAACGUACUGGAUGAAUGUAUCAUAAUGGCAUGCGCCAUGUCGGUGAAAAAUAUGUUCAGUUCGCCUUUUCAAGAGUAUUUAAAAGCGUACAAUUCGAAAUUAUCUUGGGCCAAUUCCUCCUGUAGCGAUUGUAUCGCUUAUUUACAUGCGUAUACGGUGUGGAGGAAGAAAAAAUCCGAAAAUGCGUUUCGAGCCAGAAACGCCGAAUCUGAAUGGUGUCGCACGCGUUAUCUGCAAUUGAAAAUAUUAAAAGAGAUAGCUCAUUUGCAUCUGGAUGUUAAAAUGAGAUUGAAAGGUUGCGGAAUAUUCGAAGAGAGUAGAAAUAGACCCAAAUUGGGCAGCCUACAAAAGAGUUUAUUCAUAAAGUUGGCUCUCGCGGCUGCCUUUUACCCGAAUUACUUUUUACGCGGCGCUCAUUCCGGAAAAGUUGAUGAAAAACAAGCUGUGGCUACUUUGAGCGGACACGAUCCCUAUAGCACGGUUUAUUUACAAGGAAUGCCCAAUAACCAACACGGAAUCUUGUACAAGAAAACCAUCGAAAAACAAUUCGAAGACGUUUCGAGUCGUGUCAGCGUUCAUUUUGAUCACGGAUCGAAAGUCUUGAUCAAUUUCGGUCAUUACGCGGCAGAAAGCGUUCCUGGCAGCGAUAGGCAAAGGAUGUUAAUCCCUGGUAAAAUCGAUCUAGCUGUGUAUCGUGCGGUUAAAAUGAGACAACUCAAACCAGAAAUCAGGAUACCUGUAUUCAGUCCUGGCGAAGCGGAUAAAAGAAUUCAAAAUUAUUUACAACGGUACGAGCAAAUUAAACCGGGACGAUCUCAAAGAAUGAAAUUAUUGCAGUGGCCUUGGGAUAAAACCUUGGAUACUCACGGUUUACCUUUAGUCGAAUUACGUAUUACUAAUGUCGAAUCUCCGACUCGUUUCUGGGCUCGUAGUCCUUCGCCCAUGAUAUCUCAACAAUACAGCGAAAUAUGCGAAUUUUUAAACGGACCCGCUGGUGUUAUUCCAAUCGCGCAAGAAGAGAAUAUCAAAGUCGGCGGUGUUUACGCGUAUGAACUAUCUAUCGAUGGAAGAUCGGAGUAUGUUAGAUGUCGAAUCGAAUCUUACAAACAUAAAAACAAUACUUACGGCAUUUCCUUCAUAGAUAUCGGAGAUGGAAGAAGUGAAAUAAGAAGAAACGAUAUUCUAGCCAUUAAUCACGUGAAACAGAAUCACUACGAUAAAAUACCCGAUUUAGCUACCGAAUUUUCUUUGGUCAAAGUUCAACCACUGAGUAAAUACGAAGGUAAAUGGGCGCAGAAAGCGAUUCAAAUGUUGGAAAAGUUCAAGAAAAUGACCGAUCAUAAAAAGAUUCUAGCUGGCCAGGUGUAUUCGAUGGUCAACGGCGUAGCUAAAGUGAAACUGUAUCAUAUCUACAUGAAUCAAAGAAAUGCUUUAAAGACUACUCCUACCAUCAAUCAACAACUGAUUAAUAAUAAUUUAGCUGAAAAAAGCGAAGAGCCUUUCUUAUCCAAACAAGACCACGAAGAAAGAAAAAAUCUGAGUAAGUUCGAUGAAGCAUCGUUUAUCGCUACCAAGAAUCAAACAGAAAAAGAAAAACUUAUCGAGAAACUGAAUUUAUUGGAUAUCGAUGAACCAUCACGUGCAGAAUGCAGACACGAAGUUGUCUUGAAAGGUCCGUUUAGUCCUUUGGAGAUGAAAAUUUUCAGUGCUACUCAAUGUUCGAUGCCUAAAUUAGCGAUUAUCGAACGUAACUCGGUGAAUUCCGUUUUACUCGAUACUAAUCCAGCCGACGAACACGAAAGAAUGGUUCUCGCGUCGUUCGUCAGUAUAAAUCCGUCUCGUAAUAAAUUAUCGUUAAGAGAUACCACUGUGAUGCCCAGUCUACCAGGUUUACCGGCUCUAAUCUGUUUACUCUUCUCGCCGAUGAUUGAAAUGAGAUGCGAUGUAGAUUUCACUCGAUUUACCGGCGCUCUCUGCGGUUUAGGAUACGAGAAAGACACGAAACGCGCUCUGAACGGCGAUAGAGAUAUGGAGAUCACAUUCGACGUUGAAGUAUCUCUAGACACAUUGGUUAAAAUUAACCGCGUAAGAUUUUGGCUCAAUAGAUUUCUCGCUGCGGGUGCUCAAAGCGAAAUGUCACCCAAAGAUCAGGCCGAAGGUUACGAGAAACUAAACACUUACAUCAACGAAUUGAUUUGGCAGAAAUGGACGCCCGAGGAAAUGUUUUUCACCACCAAUGCUUACAAAUGGGGUCAGAUUUCUACGGACAGAUUAUUAAAUCCUUGCAACGAAGAACUUACAGAAGUUAACGAACCUGCCGACGAUGUUACCUCCGUUUAUCGUCUCAUUUGGGGAAUCGAUUUAGAUGGCGAUAAAUCCAUUCGUACAGAGAUGAUCAAGAAAAACAUAACCUUGCUGAACGAAUUCAGUAUCGGAAAACAGUUCGUUAAAGAAGUCGAGUGUAAACUCUGCCAAAUCAAUUUACCAAAUCGUAUGAAUGCGAGAAUACAUGUAAAAUCAUCGUUGCAUAGGGCUCGUGCUGCGAAAUACCUCGAUAAUUCGAACGAGUCGAAUUACGAUAGUCGUAGUGAAGUAACGGAUGGAUACGAUGAUUACUAAAUUUUCUCUUUUUAUGAUUGUAGUACCUACGUGAUUUAUCAUAUUGAUUUUUGUACUUUCUUUUCAUAUGUGAUACCUUAUGUUCACCGAUAAUUUUUUGUCAUUUUUGUAAUAUUAAGAGUAGUUUUGUUAUCUUGUUAUAUCGGCUUAAUCGUAAUCGUUUUUUUUUAUAAUCAUUCUAUUUUCGAAGUAACUAAGUAAAUAAACGAAUUUGUUUUGAUAAA